Molecule: messenger RNA, 1749 nt
Organism: Paecilomyces variotii
Lineage: Eukaryota; Fungi; Ascomycota; Eurotiomycetes; Eurotiales; Thermoascaceae
Product: cell division protein Sep4a
Exons: 2
Coding region: 1-1749 (582 amino acids)
Biological process (GO): cytoskeleton-dependent cytokinesis
Cellular component (GO): cytosol; cell division site; septin ring
Molecular function (GO): GTPase activity; GTP binding; molecular adaptor activity
Source: RefSeq, a predicted model, not a curated record
AUGGCAACCGCAACUUCCAGCCCGCGCGUCCAGGGACGUUCUCCUCCCCCAGAGGCGCUCCCAUCCAUCACUGAGAAUGGGAAAGAUAUCAAUGGAAAAGAAAAUCGCAAGUCUUCAUUAAACUUCCUCCGCCGCUCCAAAUCCACUGAGCCCCUGGGAGACCGCAAAGCGUCUGGCGGUCGGAUGAACAAGAAGAUGCUCAAGGAACAAGCCAGAGAAGAAGAGCGCCGUCAGCGUGAGGCUGCGAUCUCAAGGCAUGCACCUCGUUUGCCUGACUUAUCACCAACGCCUCAACUUGAGACGUUUGGAGGAAAGGACAAAUCUGAGGACGAGUCUGCCGUCUCAAGUAGAGUCGAUAGCCGAACUUCAUCUCUGCGCCAGGCUGGGCCAGUGCCCCCUCUUCCGGGCAGUCAAGGACGAGAGAGCUAUGACCCUUACGCGAGAGCAGAGAGCAUGACCCACCGUGGACGAUUCAGUUACGCUAGCAGUGCUGUGAGCUCUGUCAACAGCCCCAGAAGACUGCGGAGGCGUAAGGAUCCAACGCCGUACAACAUCCUUGUCAUUGGUGCUCGCAAUUCUGGAAAGACGUCUUUCCUCGAUUUCUUGCGCACUUCCUUGGCUCUUCCACCGAAUAAACACCCCACAAGGCAUCCCGAGGACGUGGAGCAGCCAAAUUUCAAGAACCCAGGAUUUACUUACCAUUACUUGGAAACUGAGAUCGAUGCUGAGCGCGUGGGACUCACUCUCUGGGACUCACAGGGCAUAGAGAAGAACAUGGUCGACCUGCAGCUGCGUGAGAUCACCCAUUUCAUUGAAAGCAAAUUUGAAGAGACUUUCGCAGAGGAAAUGAAAGUGAUUCGCUCACCCGGCGUACGCGACACUCACAUCCACUGCGUUUUCCUGAUCCUGGAUCCUUCACGUCUCGACCAAAAUAUUACUGCUGCAACGAGAACCGCCAACGGACUGAAUGGGAAACUAUCUGGACACUCUGGCGUGAUUGGUGCCUUGGACGAAGACCUAGACGUCCAGGUUCUCCGCACUCUGUUGGGUAAAACUACCGUUGUCCCUGUCAUCAGCAAAGCAGAUACCGUGACGACUGCCCAUAUGGCCUAUCUGAAAAAGGCUGUCUGGGACAGCUUGAAGAUGGCCAACAUCGACCCCUUGGAAGUCCUCACUCUUGAGGAGCAGGACGACUACUCCUCUUCGGCCAGCGCUGAUCGAUUUGACGAGAACGAAGAGGACGAGGAGAGCCAGGAGGAGAAGAACGCAGCUGAAGCUGUAAAAGAACCUUCGGAGGAUCAAGCUGCGGAGUCAGAGACUCAGCUUGAGGAUGAUGGGGACGUUAGCCCAGAUUCUCCUUCUAGACACAGCCAGAAGAGCCAGAGAAGUCACAGGAGUCAGAGAUCUUUGAGUUCCAAUUCUGAAACUCCUUCGAUUCCCCUCUCUAUCCUGUCUCCAGACCCUCACUCAAUGGACCCUACAAAGGGACCAGUGGGCCGCCAGUUCCCUUGGGGCUUUGCUGACCCAUACAAUCCGGAACACUGUGAUUUCGUCAAGCUUAAAGACGCCGUAUUCACCGAGUGGCGAUCCGAACUCCGUGAAGCGAGUCGUGAAAUAUGGUAUGAGGGAUGGCGGACGAACCGUCUCAACCGCAAGUCUGUGAACGGUGCCCCGGCUCCCGUGCGGAACGGGAACGGGUACAGCGGAAGACAGGGCCCUGGAUAUAGAGGUGGAAUUGCAUCGCGAUAA